Messenger RNA from Plutella xylostella (diamondback moth), 6507 nucleotides. RefSeq names its product RNA helicase-like protein (gene TDRD12). Lineage: Eukaryota; Metazoa; Arthropoda; Insecta; Lepidoptera; Plutellidae. Gene Ontology annotation, biological process: germ-line stem cell division. The record is from RefSeq and is a predicted model, not a curated record. Gene Ontology annotation, molecular function: nucleic acid binding; ATP binding.
ACGUCUUCGUUUCCGGUUGAGUAGUGGGUACCGGCUUGUUUUUUUUCCUUCAAGCAAGCAAACAAAACAGAAAUUGUUGAUAUCUUAUUACAGGCAGAAAAUGUGUUUUCUCUGGUGAAACUCCUACAAGAUCAACACCAUGGGAUCCGAGCGCUACCGGGUAGAAGUGCUGCACUAUCUCAACCCGCACCUGAUUUGGGUGGAAGUGGUAAAACCUCCUGACUCACGACAAAGUUGUUCAGAUUUCCAUUUUGAACAAAUUGGAGUGUAUGGCAUCCUGCCGCUGCAGUAUACGAUAGACAUCGUUGAGGUCUCGCUCAAGCCGAUGAAGAGCGAUGAGUGGCAGCCCACCAUUCGGGAAACGAUGCGCCAGGUCAUAGAAGAGGCAGACGAAGUGUGGUUCAGUGUGGUUCACAUCGAUAGAAGGAACUCAAUUUUCGACACCAACAUCCAUAAAUAUGGAGAGAUUGUCAUAAAGACUAAAAGCGGGGAAUACAGGGACCUAUCAACCAUUCUGACCAGCACAAACUUUGCCUACGCUGAUGAGUGUGCCUUCUUAAAUGAGCUGUCCAAUUUCAAACUGAAGACCACAUUGAGCGACUCUGAAGUGCAAAAGGUUAUAAGGCAAUUGGAAAAGAGCUACACAAAGAAAAAACACCCCAAAAACCAUUGGGAGAAGUCGGUCAAAAGCCACACUUCAGUCUUCCAAAUGCAACAGAAUUUCGAAGCUUCCCUCACACAAACUAACAUCCAGCACCACAAUAAGCUCUCAAAGCUUGUCAAUGAUAGCAUUGAAGAAGUAAUUGAAAAAAAGAGAGGUGACUUCAAAUUGUGUAAAGAUAUUGAUGAAGUGUCCAUAGGAAGGACAAAAGAGCCUUCUAAAGAAUUGACAAAUAAACAAAAGCUGUCUAUUGUGGCUAAACGACUGAACUUGAUGAAAAGAGGUGCUGCUAAUAAUAGUGUAACUGACACAGCUGCACAGUACCGUCAUGAAGGCGAUGAUGAUUUUGAUGACCUAGAUGAACCAGCCAAUAGACCUCAGAGUAAAAGAGUAGAUUUUGAGAAAAAACACGGUGAAUUGGCUAGAAAAGAAGUAAAUGAUAAAUCUUUUGAGGAGUACCCUCCUGUUGAUUAUGGAGUCCCGAAGAUGCCUAAGAAAUCGAGAAAAACGAAGCCUUCGCCAAAGAAGAUCAUCAGUUAUGACGAAAAAACCGAGAGGCUAAUUGCUUUUGGUCCCCCGGAAUUCGACAAAAACAAAUUGUGCCCAAUAGCAGUUCCCAAGGACACUAUGAUGAAUAAAGCAACUGAAGAUCAAGACAAAGAUGAGGAAGGUGCAGCUGAAAUAGGUACAACUCGGGAUGGCCUGGCAGGUUUGGACUCAGAAGUCAACUUCCCUAUAAACCAUGCUAAAUAUAAAUCAUAUGGUAAUAGCAAUUUGAGCAACAAUGUUGUAAAUAAAAAUGUAGAACCUGUUUUAACGGUACCUUUACAAGUACCUGUUAAUGAUGAAACAUUAAACAAAAGUAAUUCUGACGCUGAUUGCUCUUCAGUGUCUUCUGAUAGUGUAUUUAAUAAAAAAUCUACUAAAGUCAUGUCCUCUGCCUUGAUGAAAAAACUUAUGUUGCAUAAAAAAGUUCAGUCAAGCGAUGACAAGUCAACCAAUGGCGAUGAUUCAGACAAUGAAACUACAUUAUCAUGUAUAGUUCAAAGACUCAAAUUAGACGAACCAGCUCAGACACCCAUCGAAAAUGUUACAACGCGUGCGUCAAACGUAAUUUCUGAGCCAAAUCACGUUAAUCCAUUCAAAAACACAGAUCCAAGCAUUUCGAGAUUCGUCGAUAAAUUAGUGAGUCCAGUGCUCAUGGUUCACUCUAAGCAGAACCAUCGUAUACAACCUGAUUACGAGCUGCGGGACCUACCUUUCAGUCCGGCUAUCUUUUCCGUUCUAUCUGAAAUGUCUAUCAAACGCCCCAUGAUGCUGCAGACCGUGACUUGGAAAACCAUUCUAAAAGGUUUCUCUCUUUUUAUGGUCAGUCCUAAGGAUAGUGGAAAGACUAUGGGAUACACCCCGGCUGUGUGCAGACUGGUGGCUGAUUACGACCCUUCAGAUGUGCCUGACAGCCUCGGCCCUAUAUGCAUUAUUGUCUGCGCCACCGCAUUGUCUGUGGUGGAGGUGGAACGACAAUGCAGAAGAUUUUUGGGCCAGAACAAGAAGGUUAUAAGUUGCUACGCCGGUGUAGACGAACGUCACGUGACCACAUCACUCCUGAAUGGAUGCGAUAUAUUCAUUUGCACUCCAUCGGCGCUUGUUCGCCGCCUCAAUAUGGCUGAUUUCGGUGUUGACCUUCGAAGGCUUGCAACUUUCGUUUUUGAGGACUGCGAACGGCUGAACGAAGUUUUCACAAACGAAAUCAAGUUCUUCCUGAUUAAAAUUAAGGAGAUGCUCAAAAAUCGCGCUAACAAAGUGCUUAAAGUGCAAUUCAUUUUGGCGUCAAGAAUCUGGUGUGAGUUUAUGGAGUUGCUGGCUAAAAAAGCUGCGAAACCCGUGAUAUGUAUUGGCUCAUUCCAAGAGUGUGUGCUCUAUUCCAAGACUAAUAUGUCCGUGAGCUUCGUUAUGAAGGAAAAUAAGCUGGAAUAUGCUCUGGAGUUUGUGAAAAGUAUUGACACAUCCAAAAGAACUGUGAUUGUUUGUCGCUUCGACGAAGAAGUCCAAGCCGUUGCUGAUAUGCUGAGGAAACACAAGUACCACUUGUUUUCCGCUGACAGUACAAUGACAGUUGAGGAUCUGUCGAGUUUGUGCUACAAAUGGGCCGAAUAUGAGGAGGCGGUCAUGGGUCCCAUCUUAGUCUGCUGUGACGGAAAUUUGACCCAUUUGAACAUCACUGAUGCACAUUUCCUCCUGCACUACUCACUGCCGAGUCUAUUCUCGAUGUUUUCGCGACGUUUCGCAGUCCUCAUAGACCAUUAUCCGUCAAUGUUCAAAGAAACCACCGAAUGUGUCAAGGUCAAGAUGCUUCUGGAAGAUACCAACGUGGAACAGUUGCCCAAAAUCUUGCAUUUCAUCAAACGAUGCUCAAACGAAGUACCGGAAUCUUUGGAUGCCAUUUGCAAAGAGGUUUUGUCGGAAAGGGACAAAUUUAAAGCCACUAAUUUGGUGCCAUUCUGUGACAACACACUGGCAUUGGGUGAGUGUCCGGACUUCUGGAAUUGUCAAGAGAGACAUGCGUUGUUCGUAGAGCAUGACAAGCCAGCUGAUUGGGUUCCUAAAACUGGCGUUAUAACCUUCAGCAUACUCUAUUACCACACCGCAGUGGCAUAUUCAGCGAGGUUAAUAGCUACUACAGUCAAUGGCCGCACAGAAGAAUACCCCAGAACUUACGUCAAUCUGUCUCUAAAGAUGGGAAUGUACUUCAGCAUAGAAAGCAACAGGCAGCUCCACGGUAUACCACAAGUAGGCGACAUUUGCGCUGUGGCGCAGAAAAUAAACUUCUUCGAAAGAUGCCAAGUUGUCAAGGUGCUGAGUAGAUACGAAAAGAACAAUAACCCCAAAUUCGUUCUUGUCAGGCUGAUGGACGAAGAAAGAUUCUGCAAAGCGCGAGACAUUGAUCUCUUUUAUCUACCUGACAACUUCAGGCAAGUCAACACCCACGUUGUCCAUGUCAAACUUGCAAACAUCCAACCGAAGGAUAAAGAUAUCACGUUCUCUUAUCUGGCCAAAGACCAGUUGAGGAAACUCACUGAAAACCACCAUGAUAUCUUCAUGAGAGCUAAUAUUGUCCUGACGAUUGGUAACACAGUCUUGGUGGAAAACCUCGAAGCUUGUCAAGAUCUACCAGCAAUGCGACAAGUUGUAGUUCGCUACAAUUUCAAAGAAGAGCUCAUGAAGGCUCAUGCUAUAUCCAACCCGGAUCACGUUCCCAAAUUGCAAGAACUGUGCAAAAGAGAUGGACUUGACACGAAACCUAAUGUUGAAGAGCAACAAGUCACCACGGUCACUGCGAAGCAUCAGUUUAACACCCGCUGGGCCCAUCUAGAAAGCGAUGAUAUAAACCUUGUUUAUUUCGCAUCUGCCGAGAAUCCUGACAAAUUUUUCGUAAGGCUUGAAAAGUUCGUUGAUUGCCUGGAAUUAUUGACGAAAGAUGUACAGAAGUAUGUGAAUUCACAGAAACACGAGCCUUUGUCGUCUGUGGAAGAAAACGACAUAGUUUUGGCCAAAUUCCCUGAUGACUCCCUUUACUAUCGAGCAAGGGUCGAGUCUGUCCUGAUAUCGGGCAAAGUAAGAUGCUUUUUCGUAGAUCAUGGCGACUGGAGAGACGUGAGCACCAAUGACUUAGUUCAUAUAACCGAGGAUUUCGUUAAUAGAAUGCCAUUCCAAGCGAUUGAGUGCCGUUUGAUUGGUAUUAGGCCCGGAGGCGAUCAAUGGACCGAAUUCAGUACUAAUUGGUUCUGCGACCAAUGCUUCGAAGGUUCCUCUGACCAGUUGAAAGAAUUAUACGUGAAAUAUUUCACAAAACAGAAGGCUGAAUCUACGGGCGGCCAUAAAUAUGGCGUGGCUGUUGUGGACACGACUACAGACCAAGAUAUUGUUAUUAACAGGUUGAUGGUCGACUUUAAUCUGGCCCAAGAAGACGAUGACGAAAUAAUCUAUUUAAACGAGCUAGAUUUCAAAAGAAAAGAGCAGCCUAAAUCGGACUCUGAUGAUGAUUUAGAUAUUGAACAGGAGGAAGAAGAGAUAAACAGUCCGGUUCUCGCAUCUGAAGUCAGUGAAGCAGAACCUGCCCCAUCCCUAAAAGAAGUAGCUGAGCCAGAAAUAGAUAACCAAAUAGUCGCAAAAAACAAUCUAAAAACAGAUGACAAAAUAGUCGCAAGCAACAGUCUAAGCAAUGUUUUUAUGAAACAGCCAAUUCGUUCUGUUCCUCUGGUCAGUUCGGAUAACAGUGAAGACGAGUGGGAUGUCCAAAUGAGUCCCGCAGCGAUCCAAGCUAUGUUCAAAAUGUGCACCAACAACGAACCACCGACAGAGACGAAAGUUGUGCACAAGAAUAUACCUGCUAUACUGGCAGCCAAAAACAUAUCAGAAGGUUCAACAUGCUCCUCACAAAACAGCGAGUAUGAAAUAGUUCCAUCACCUCGAAAAAUGCUUGAAGAAUUGGACUCUGAUGACUUGACGUCUCCUGAACAUACGGAAGUAAUGAAAAACACUCCAUUACAAACACCGAUUAAAGAUGAUUCAUUUGUGCACAUUGAUCCAUUGAAGAAACCAAAGCUGGUUUGGCGCCAGAAUAAAACGCACAUAUCAAUUAAGAUUGAACUGAUCGGAGUAGAGGAAUAUAAACUAGACAUAAACAGCCGAAGUUUAAAAUUUGAAACGACAAUCCACGAUACAGAUUAUGGCUUCGAAAUUGACCUUUACGGGGGUGUAGAUGUCGCUAAAUCCUCACACGCAUCAAAAGGCCUGUACAUUUUCGUCAAGUUAUCGAAAUUGCUCAAGAAAACUUGGCUGUCGUUGACGAAAGAUGGCGCUAUCAAGAAAUGGAUAGUUUACGAUCCUGACAGCAUAGACGCAUCGAGUGAUGAAGAUGAUGAGAUAACGAUAAAGAAGGAAAGGGAUAGAAUAAUAGAAAGCACCCAUUAUAGUGUAUCUGAUGAUGACGAUGAAGACGAUAAUUUAAUCGAUGACAUGACGUUUAGACAUCGGUACAGUAAUAAUGAGUAGGAUAAUGACGAGUAGAGAUUGAUUAAAGUUGAGUUUUAUGUGCCUUUGAGUUCACUGAUAAUAUAAAGUAAAAUUAGGAAUAGUUUAGUUCAGAUAACAGUUCCUAAAACUACGUUUAGCUCUGUUUUAGAAAUAAUAGGUACAAAAUUCCGCCUGCCUAGGUCUGAUUAUUCGUAACGAUAACUUUGUAAGUUAAGAAAACUGUUAUUGUUAUAUGUGUGAUCUGAUGAUUACUUAUGAAAUAUGUGUUUUAAGCUAUUACGUAUAUUCUACUAUAAGUACACAAAGUAAGUACAACAAGUAAGGAUGUGUGGCCGAUUUCAAGUAAUUGUUUUUUGGGCGCUUCCGUGCUUUGGACGGCACGUUAAGCCGUGCGUGGUUGCUGUUUCAGCUGUAGUCGUUAAGCCUAGUCAGACGACUUCGGGCAGCUUGAAAACAUCUGCCAGUUGUUGAAAACAGUUGCCCACCAACCCGACAACUCUAUCAGGCUCUCAGCACACCCAUUCUUGUGUUGGGUCCACCAACCCGCACUAGGCCAGCGUGGUGGACUAGGCCUAAAACCCUUCCUUCAUUGGAAGGAGACCCGUGCCCCAGCAGUGGGUACGUGAUGGGUUGUGAUGACGUGGAUGAGGUACCUAUAUUCUAUUUUUCACUCGAAUGGAACAUUGUGUUUAUAUUCUAAACUGCCUUCCUAAGCUUGGACUAUUUCUCCCCAGAUGUGCACAGCGGUCAUUACUAUACUCACGUGCAAAGAAACAGUUCCACUUUCGAGAUUCAGUCAUUUUUUUUAA